Messenger RNA from Suillus plorans, 1920 nucleotides. RefSeq names its product MFS general substrate transporter. NCBI's taxonomy places the organism in Eukaryota, Fungi, Basidiomycota, Agaricomycetes, Boletales, Suillaceae. Gene Ontology annotation, cellular component: membrane. The record is from RefSeq and is a predicted model, not a curated record. Gene Ontology annotation, biological process: transmembrane transport. The coding region runs from base 119 to 1630 and encodes 503 amino acids. The transcript has 23 exons. Gene Ontology annotation, molecular function: transmembrane transporter activity.
GCAUGCCCCCGUCCCUGUCGACAUGGUAUUCAGACAAGGGGGCAUAAAUAUAGUCGAACAGGUAUCAGUACCGUAAUGCCGGCUAAUCAAGGUUCAUGAUUAAAAAAUCAAACCCGCCAUGAACGUUUUAAAGCCCCAGUCACACAUUUAUCAAGAAAGCUCUGAACACAACCAGUGUGACGAGGAGCGGCCGGAGGACUCGGUUUUGGAUCUCAAAAAUGUCCCAGUGCUAACACCAGAGCAGGAGAAGAAACUGUGGAGGAAGAUUGACCUGCGGAUAAUGCCUAUCCUCAGUUUGAUGUAUCUUCUGGCUUUCCUUGACAGAGCUAACAUAGGUAACGCGGCAUUGGAGGGGAUUAUCACUCAACUGGAUCUCACGGGAAACAAAUUUAACAUUGUAUUGAUAAUGUUUAUCAUAGCAUACUGCCUGUUUGAAUGUCCCUCUAACCUGGUUCUUAAAGCGAUCAGACCAUCCAGAUGGCUUCCAGGGAUCAAUUUUGCAUGGGGGGUAGUUAUGACACUCAAUGCUUUCGUGAAGACGUACCCUCAGCUUGUUGGAGUGCGAAUCUGUCUUGGUAUCGCUGAGGCAGGUUUGUUCCCUGGUGUGGUUUAUUACCUUACUUUGUGGUACCCGAGACACAUGCUACAAUAUCGAAUUGGCUUGUUUUUUGGUGCUGCAACGGUUGCAGGUGCUUUCUCUGGCUUACUAGCAUUUGGGAUUGGUUACAUGGGUGGCAUGGAAGGACUCGAAGCAUGGUCCUGGAUCUUCCUGAUUGAAGGCCUUGCAACGAUAGUUGUAGCCAUCAUUUCUUUCUUUGUGCUUGUCGACUUUCCGGAAACAGCUAAGUUCUUGACCCCGGAAGAGCGUGCUUUUGUUGUCUGGAGGAAAAAAUAUGACAAUUCAUCGGUCGGCGAGGAAAAGAAGUUUGCUGCUAAGCACGUCUGGGCGGCAUUCACAGACUGGCAGAUCUGGUUGCAUAUCCCCAUUUAUGUGUCAAUCGUUGGGCCUCUGUAUGGCAUCACCCUGUUUCUCCCAACGAUCAUCAAGAGCUUUGGAUAUAACACGCCAGUCAGCCAGUUGCUCACCGUACCACCAUAUAUUGCUGGAACUAUCACAUUGCUCGUUUUUGCACACUACUCGGACAAGUUGAAAAUGCGAUCACCCUUCAUUCUUGCCGGCCUUACAAUGUGUCUCAUCGGCUUUUCGAUAAACAUAUCUACCGCACCCGAUGGUGUCAAGUAUUUUGGGACUUACGUCAUUGUUAUGGGAAGCUAUGCAUCAUUGCCUGGUAUCAUUUCUUGGCUUGGAAACAAUCUUUCCGGCCAGUACAAGAGAGGCGUUGGCAUGGCCCUCGAAAUGAGCGUUGGAAAUCUCAGUGGUGUGGUUGCAGCCACCGUCUAUAGGUCGCGAGACGCACCUCGGUUCAUCUUUGGGUAUGCAUUCGAACUCAUGUUCGUCGGGAUUGGAUUCAUCUUUUUGCCGCUUGUGGUGUUUAUCUACAAGAGGAUCAACGCCAAACGCGAUGCUGCAGAACGGCUCGCAAGAGAACGGGGGGAGAAAGUGCAAUAUUCGUACCAGGAAUUGCGGGACUUGGGAGACCGUGCGCCUGACUUCAGAUACACAUUAUGAGCAGGAAUAAGGUUAUAUCUUAUGUCUGUCAUUACCUGGUGUCGAGGAUACAAGUCGAGGCUUGUUUUUCUUUUCAUUUUCAGUCCCGUUGCCUGCGAAACUAAAGAGCAUCCUUUGGAUUAUCGAAACCUCACUCUGUAGAAAUCCAAGGUUAUGUUACUAUUACAAUAUUUGGGACAACAGAUAAAGAUGAGUCCUACGAUUGAACUUUGUCCGAAGCUGGUCGCAACAAGGUACAGCCUUUGACCUGUACUCCUAUGGGCGUGUUACCAUCAUACUGCGCAAUCUUC